AUGGAUAGGCUUAAGUUCAAUUAUUUAUUUGCUUACAAGUUUUAUAAGGUAUUCAAACGCUCUGGAUAUAAUAAAGAUUUCAAAAUCUAUAGAAAAUCACUAGGCAGAUUCAAGUUCUUUAUUCCCGAUAAGGACUUUGAGUUUAAUCAUAUAAUAUUAGUUGAUAUACUUUACAUCAAUAAUAAUUGUAUCUUAUAUAUUAUCAAUAAAACUAUACGUUUUCAGGCAGCUAGAUAA
Messenger RNA from Botrytis fragariae, 237 nucleotides. RefSeq lists its product as uncharacterized. Bases 1 to 237 code for a protein of 78 amino acids. The transcript has 3 exons. The record is from RefSeq and is a predicted model, not a curated record. Lineage: Eukaryota; Fungi; Ascomycota; Leotiomycetes; Helotiales; Sclerotiniaceae.